This is a messenger RNA of Caenorhabditis sp. 36 PRJEB53466, 3004 nucleotides long. The record is from the annotation of a GenBank genome assembly. Lineage: Eukaryota; Metazoa; Nematoda; Chromadorea; Rhabditida; Rhabditidae.
AUGGCGUUCAGCUCUGAAAAUGAACUCAAAUUUCUUCGGCUUCUGCAAAGGACACAGCGGUUAACAAAGGAAAACCUGUCGGCAAAUGUCUGGAAAGUUAGUGAUUGCAUUUUUUUUUCUAACUAAAGCAUCAUUGUGUUUUCAGGUUUCUGCAGCAACUAAAAUACUCACCAAUCUUGUUGGUGUACUUCAAAUUGAAAAGUAAGUGUUUAAAAAAUUAUUUCCACAUCUCCUGUACGAACGAAACUUUUCAGCAAAAAUAACCGACUUCUCAGCGAUUACCGACAGCAAGUUCUCCAAUUGUCCUUAUUAGCAGAAGCAGAGAGCAAGGUAAAAUCUGAAAAAUUAAGUGUUUUUUCUAUUUCAUGUUUUUAUAGAAUUCGACGGAGGAAAGUCUCAAGAUCGUCGAGAAGAUUCCUCGUGUUUUUGCCGAUGUUCCAAUCGACUCGGACGCACAUAGUGGUAAGUAAUCAUUAUAUUAUUUCCGUAAGAAAUGAGUGCCUUUCGUCGCAAGUUUGAAAAAACUGCAUCCUUCUUAGCACCAAAGUAUUCAUUUCCAGUGAAAUCCAACGAGAAAGAGUCUUCCUCCGGUCUCCGUGCCGUUCAGCGUUCCAUCUAUCGAUCCGAUCUUCGAAGACAGCUGCUUUCGACGAAAAAGAACAAGGUGGCCAAUACAUCUGGUAGUUAUUAGUGCUCCAAUGCCAUCAUUAAAAGUGGAUUCCUCAGCCGACGAGGCAUUCAUCAAAAACGAACGACUCGAAGAAGACAUCUCCAAUGAGCUUUUCAAGUUGACAAGGGCUCUGAAGACUGUGCAGUUAGGAGCACAAGGAAUAAUUAAAGAUGACCUGCAGACAGUGGACAGGAUGCGAAAGCAAGUGGAAGAUAAUAAAAAUGCCCUCGAGGUCAAUUUUCGUAGCUAUUUUCACUUGUAAUUGUUGUUUUCAGACCGAAAACGCCCGACUGGAGCACCACGCCUACAAGUGUGGAUUCGAUUGUCUGCGUCUCUUCCUUAUUUUCCUGCUUUUCUUCUCAUUCAUUUCAAUGGUUAUUGCCAUGAAAAUCUUUCCGAAACGUUCCACAUACUAGUCAUAAAAAGUUUAAUAUAAUUUAUUGGGGCUUCCUGGUGUAAAUGAAUAAUUUCCUGUCUUCUUCUCGUACAAUUCUUUUCAUGUGGUUUUUUGACCAUUUAAUACCUCUUUUCUUUCCGUUUCUUCUUCUUUACUUUACGUCUGAAUGCCUUUGCAGAAUGAGCACAACCCCAGGAACUCCCCAUGGCGUCACACACGGACUCAUGGAGCAGGGCUGGUAUUGGGCGGAUGCCGAUCGGGCGACCGUCUCCAAAGCCCUUUACGAUCAGCCCGAUGGAUCCUUCAUUGUCAGAAAUGCCAGCACUCCAGGAGAUUACACUCUCUCCGUCAAGUUAGUCGUAUUUUUUACGCGCCAACGUUUUAAGCACAGCUUUCAGGUUCGGCGGUCAAGUGAAACUUCUGCGCAUCGUAAUUAACGAAGGACGAUGCGGCUUCAAUUUGGACUCUCUAGUCCAUGACUCGGUUGUCCAACUUGUCGAAUUUCAUCGCAAUAUCUCUCUAAACAUCUUCAACGACGCUCUUGACGUUCGCCUCAUGUUCCCGGUCUCCGUCCGACGAAACUCGCAGAGUGGAAGGCCACUCAUAAUCAAAAAGGGAACCAUUCAGCAGAGAAUGAUUCUCAGCGCGAAGAAUGAUCACGGUUAGUUGUCUAUUGUCUGUUUACAUAGAGCAACCUUUAUUUUCAGAUUGGCGUGAGCGUCUAGAGCUGGAGAAUCUCAGAGCAGUCCACUUGGCGUUCGAACGAGGAGCCAAGUUGUACGACUCUGCGCAUCAGGAAAUGGAACGAGCCGAAAGUCUGUAUCACGCACUCAAUCAGUCCGUUCGUGACAAUGAAAUCAAAUUGGCUAAACUGAAAGAUCUUCUCGAAGUGGAAACAGAAGUUGUGACAGAAGUCCAGGAGUCCAAAUCGACGAGUGAGAUGUUCAAGAAGGUGUUUGCCAACAACAAAACUGUGAGUUAUCAUUUAAAGUUCAUCCCGUGUAAUCAUACGAUCUCUUUCUAGUUUCUGCAAGAAAGUAUCAGACGAAUUGGAGUGGAACUGACGUCGUCGAUCGAAAAGAAAAAAACGCUUUCCGGAAUUCUAGAUGAAAUUGCCCUAAAGAGGGCCAAUUCAAAAGCGCGUCUCUGCAAACUGAUGGAAUUGCGAAACGCCGUCUACGAUCAGAUGGAUCCCUCGUUGUGCACAAAAAUGGCGACGAUGCUCGAUGCGGGAGCUGAGCUCAUAAACAACGAGAACACCAAAGUUACUCAGCUUCUCGUGGACAUGGAAUUGAAAUGGACACCCGCCCAAUAUCUAAUGUGCGGAACGUCGAAGGAAAACGCCGCGAACGCACUUGUUCACGCCCGUUAUCGCAUUGCUCAACUGGAUAAAGCUAUUGGACUGAAGCGAGAGCCAAUCGACGGAAUUUUCCUUGUCCGCGGAUCUUCCUCUCAUGUAGGCAAACAUUCAUCCUUUCCAGUUUUGAGUUUGAAAAUUUCAGGGUGACAAGCUGGUAUUGAGUGUUUUGCAUGGAGAACGAGUCUCCCACUGUCUCAUCGAACAAAACGAAGAGGGCUGGGGAUUCGAACGCAGCAACGUCUACCUGACAACCAUAAGCGAUUUCAUCCGCUACUACACUCAGUUCAGUCUGGAAACUCACGCCGAUGCCAUCAAAACACCACUUCGAAUGCCUGCUUUCGAUGCAGCCACCAAGGACACCACGAAUCCGCUUCGCAACGGACCGGGCCAACUGUUCACUCCUCUGCCGCUCUCGAAGAAGUACAUGGAAGAGGCGAUGCUGAGAGACGAUCCGACUGCUCCCAUUCCGAAUUACUCGCCAGAACCAAAACCAGACGACUGGAAAUCUUCCUCGCCGGAAAAGCCGGACUCGCUUCCGGUUCGACCGACAUCUCUGCCCGAAACCAUACCUGAAUGA